UUCUCAGUUUAAAGAAACGCAAAACCAAACAAAAAACCGCCCUACAUCCAUUCCCCAGAAAGUGAUGACGCUCGCAGCGAGACAGCUAGGAAAGCCGUGGAACCCAAAUCAAUCAAAGCAAAAAAGGCUGCUGCUUUACCUCGCUCAAUCGAGCAAAAUCGCCCGCCCGUUUUCGCUAAUUUUGCUGACGGCAAACGAUCGAUCCCGAGCGCCCGGGUUUAAAAUACGGCUGCAAUUGGUGACUGGCGGCUAGUUGAGUUUGUGGUUCGGUAUCGAUCUGCCGCACGUUCGUCGCAGCAGAAUGAAGUUCGCCAAAGUGCUCGGUGUAGUGUGUGUGGUGGCGUUGGCUCUGGCCAAUGCGGCACCGGUGGAAGUGCAAGAGAAAGAGUUGCGACCGGCGGAAGCUGUGGAUGGGGCGGCGGCUCAGACCGAUGAGGUGGUGGCCGUCGCGGCGGAGGUGACCCAGGACGCGGCCGUCGAGGAAGCGGUGGACCAGGGCAACCAAGUGAGCAGCUUAGCGCCGGAGGAUGCGGCCGACGGUGAGGCGGACGAAGGUAGUGAGAUGAGUGCUAGUUCCCGCGCCAAGCGCUCAGUUGCAUGUACCGAACUCUUAGGCGAUGAUGGCGUGACGCGGACGGUUUGCGACCAGGACCAGGAUGCGGCGAGCAGUGACAGUGAGGUGGCGUUCGAGCGAUCGUACGGUGGGCACGGGGGCCAUCACGGUGGUCACGAGUACGGGCAUCACGAGGCGAAGGGGCACGGACACGGCCACGGAGGGCACAUGGAGCACGGCGGGUAUGGCGGCUAUGGAGGAGACCACAAGGGUUACGGAGGCCACGAGCAUAAGGGAUACGGACAUGGCGGAGGCCACAAGGAGCACAAGGGUUAUGGAGGCCACGAGCACAAGGGAUACGGACAUGGAGGUGGCCACAUGGAGCACAAGGGUUACGGAGGCCAUGAGCAUAAGGGAUACGGACAUGGUGGACACAUGGAACACAAGGGCUACGGAGGCCAUGAGCAUAAGGGAUACGGACAUGGUGGAGGUCACGAGCACAAGGGUUACGGAGGCCAUGAGCAUAAGGGAUACGGACAUGGUGGACACAUGGAGCACAAGGGUUAUGGAGGCCACGAGCAUAAGGGAUACGGACACGAGCAUAAGGGCUAUGGAGGCCACGAACAUAAGGGAUACGGUGGACACGAGCACAAGGGUUACGGAGGCCAUGAGCAUAAGGGAUACGGACACGGAGGGCACAUGGAACACAAGGGUUACGGAGGUCAUGAGCAUAAGGGAUACGGUGGACACGAGCAUAAGGGAUACGGCGGCCAUGAACACAAGGGUUACGGACAUGGAGGUGGCCACGAGCACAAGGGAUACGGACAUGGAGGUGGCCACGAGCACAAGGCUUACGGACAUGGCGGUCAUAUGGAGCACAAGGGAUACGGUGGCCACGAGCACAAGGCCUACGGUCAUGAAGCGCACGGACAUGGUGGACACGGUGGACACGGCGGAUACGGCGGACACGGCGGACACGGCGGACACGGCGGACAUGGUUACGGACACGAGGCCCACGGUGCCCACGGUGGGUACGAGCACAAGAAGAUGCACUACCGGUCCGCCAGCUACACGGCUCCCGCCGCUCAUCACGAACCGGCCCACGGUGGGUACGGUGGUCAUGCAGCCCCAGUGAAGUGCGGAGCCAACCUGCUGGUCGGCUGUGCCCCGACCGUCGCGAAGGUUCCCUGCCAGCCAGUGCACGACCAUGGCUACGGUGGACACCAUGCUGCGUCGGAGCUGUCGUUCCGCUUUGCCGCGCCGGAGCCCGAGCCGAAGGAGGAGCAGAAGGAAGAAUAAGUGAUAGUUGCUUCCAAUAAACUUACCGCAAUGAUAAAUUUUAAUUUUGAUCGUCUCUUUCGUGUGUUUGGGUGGAGAAAAAAAUGAGAAAUUUUGAGGGAAAUGAACGACCUUUGUUUGCUUGCGCUCUGGAUGAUUGAGCUCGUUUUCUGUUCACCAAAAACAUCGUCCAAAAUAAAAAUGUUGCGAAUUGCACAAUUAACUCUAUUAAAUCAAAUAGGAUUUUCUACUUCUAGCAAAAACAAAAAAUCAUGUUGAUAAUAAAAUCCCAACAUUUUAACACACACACACACACACUCUCGCGUUUACACACACAUGGCUCUGGCUCUUUGGUUGGCAAUCAUGUGGCGCAUAAUAUAUUAUCAAACUUUUCGGAUCACGGUUGACAAGUCAUUAAUCAUACACAACACCGGGCAUUAAUCAAGUGAGAACAGUGCAAAAUCCCGAAUCCGCUCGCUGGUACGGUGCUGCGCCAGAGCUCACCAA
Anopheles coluzzii is the source of this 2338-nucleotide messenger RNA. RefSeq lists its product as uncharacterized. The record is from RefSeq and is a predicted model, not a curated record. The coding region runs from base 302 to 1852 and encodes 516 amino acids. The transcript has a single exon. NCBI's taxonomy places the organism in Eukaryota, Metazoa, Arthropoda, Insecta, Diptera, Culicidae.